AUGACCGCCGUGUCCAUGCAGGUCAUGGACAAAGAGCGCCUCGGCACUCUUGUGUCUCCCAGGGCUCAGGCGUUCUAUACCCGAGGCGUCGUCGCCAUGCGCGAACUCCUCCAUGGAGAGCUGACAUGCAAUUACGAUGAAGUCCUGACCGGCAUCUUUAUGCUGGAAAUCUACGAAAUCCUGAGCGCCAUCGGCCUAGAAUCCGUUCACAGCGCUGUCCAUCAAAAUGCGGGUAUGCGGAUCAUGAAGCGGGCUUCGACUCUGAAUAUCGAUACCCGGCCCACGGCACCCAUUGCCGUUGCCUUGCAGUCAAGGUAUAUUUAUGCCUGUCUCAGCGCUGGACUUCCGACACCUCUUUGCACGAGGCUUGACGACUUUGUCGCCUUCCCCGGCGUGGGCGGCAAGCUCGAUUCGUUUGCUGCCGAAGUAGCUGAUCUGCUGUACGAACGCCGCAUCAUUCUCAACCGCUCCCCACAAGCAUCAUCCCCAAAUACAACAUCCUUCCUCACACCAAGCGCAACACCCAAGACACCCGCCUCGUCCACGGCGAGCACCGACCUUGCCCCCUCCACGGCCGCCGUCCUCCUCCUUCGAACCAUCUCCCUCCUCACCCGUCUCCAAUCCUGGUACGCCUCCCUCCCCCCAUCCUGGCACCGGCACCGCCUUCCCCCAACCUCCAACAUCCACAGCACCAUCCGCAUCUCCAGCAUUUACGCCGGUCUCUGCGAUGUCUACACCUCCCUCCCCAUCAGCCACUCCCUAGGCAUGUACCGCGUCCUCCGCAUCGCCAGCCUCCAGACCCGCCACCUCCUCGAAACCCACCUCUCCCAUAACCAGAACUCCUCCACCACGCCGGACACAUACGCCGACGCCGACGUCCUCGCCGGCGCCAACUCCCAACCCGAAGUCCAAGCCCUCGUUGACGACCUCUGCGCCGCCGUCCCAUUCCACCUGGGCAACCGCGGCCACCCGCUCGAAGCCCUGGUGGGGACGCUCUAUCCGCCCACGCCGGACUGGCUGCGGCGCAAAGCGCGCUUUGUGGAUCAGUAUGGCGCGGCGACGGAGAUGACGGAUCUGCAUCACGCGGCCGAGGCGGCGAGUCGUGGCGGAUUCAUGAUUCUGAUGCCGCUGCUGGGGGUGUUGCAGCUUUUUGUUGGUGGGGAUGUGGAGGGCCAGCUCGGGCAGGAAGACGCGGAGGCGGAGACGGGUGCGGGAGGAGGGCGAAGGAGGAGGGUGAGGGGGAAUCCGUUCAAGUUGAGGGAUGGGCAGCUGAUGUGGAUGCAGGCGCAGGUGAUGAGGACGUCGCAGCUUUUGCUGAAGCCGUCGGUGGCUUAG
Molecule: messenger RNA, 1335 nt
Organism: Cyphellophora europaea CBS 101466
Lineage: Eukaryota; Fungi; Ascomycota; Eurotiomycetes; Chaetothyriales; Cyphellophoraceae
Exons: 1
Coding region: 1-1335 (444 amino acids)
Source: RefSeq, a predicted model, not a curated record